Larimichthys crocea (large yellow croaker) is the source of this 3563-nucleotide messenger RNA. It is a transcript of the gene tshr, whose product is annotated as thyroid stimulating hormone receptor. Lineage: Eukaryota; Metazoa; Chordata; Actinopteri; Sciaenidae. Gene Ontology annotation, cellular component: plasma membrane. Gene Ontology annotation, biological process: hormone-mediated signaling pathway; activation of adenylate cyclase activity; adenylate cyclase-activating G protein-coupled receptor signaling pathway. Gene Ontology annotation, molecular function: G protein-coupled peptide receptor activity; thyroid-stimulating hormone receptor activity. The record is from RefSeq and is a predicted model, not a curated record. Bases 521 to 2857 code for a protein of 778 amino acids. The transcript has 10 exons.
AGACUCAUAAAAACACAAAUGUUUCUGUAAAUGCUAUAUAUUUGAUAUACAAAAUGACUAUAGACCAAAAAACUCAGUAACAUAUGUGGUAUAAAAUAGUUUAGAGUUUACCUAUUUAGUGCACAGAACAGAAGUGACACAGUUCAAGUACGAAAAAAAGAAAAGAAAAAGAAACUUCUCGAGUCUCACACAAGAGUGCCACAAGAGUCCACCCUCCCCUCAAGUUGAAGACCACCUCCGAACCCACCACAGAGCUGCAGCUGUCCGUCCUACAGCAUCCCCAGCUUCACAACCUCACAGAAACAUCCCGGGCCCCUGAGCAAGAAAACUUGGGCAUGACACUUCAGUGUGAGGAUUGUAACACCCCAGAAACAGAUAUCACAGAGCUGACUGCCUAACUUAAACUCAAACACACAUUUGUUGUUGUGGACAUCAAGAAGACCGUCAGGUGGAGAGACAGAAGUCAGUCUGGGGAUUUUUUUUCUUUUAUUUAUUUUUAUUUUUUUACACCGGCUCCAGCAUGCAGGUGAUAACAUGUGCGUUGUUUACGCUCGUCACCCUCCCUAUCAGCGCCGUGUCUGAGGCUGACUCCUGCCCUGCUGUCUGCGAGUGCUCUGAGUGGAAGACUCACAUAAUCUCCUGCUAUGACAUUGAUAUUCUCCCCAGGUUUCCAGCAAGCACGGAGAGACUAUGGCUUUUUGAGACCCGUCUGUCAUCCGUGCCAACAGAUGCAUUUUCCAGCAUGGUCAACAUCUCAAGGAUACAUAUAUCAGUGGACGUGACACUGCAGAGACUGGAGAGGCACUCGUUCUACAGCCUGAGGAAAAUCACCCACAUAGAGAUACGUAAUGCAAAAAGUCUGACCUACAUCGACCCAGAAGCCUUUAAAAGUCUCCCAAACCUCAAAUACCUGGGAAUUUUCAAUACUGGCAUUACUUUCUUCCCCGACUUGAGCAACAUCCGCUCUAAUGACAUGAACUUCAUACUGGAAAUUGCUGAUCAUCCGUACAUCACUGAGAUCCCGAGCAACUCAUUCCGUGGCAUCACCAGUGAUGUGCUGACAGUGAUGCUGUAUGGAAAUGGCUUCAGAGAAAUCCAACAUCAUGCCUUCAAUGGGACCAAGCUUGAUCAAGUCGACCUUCACAGGAAUAAGUAUCUUACCAAGAUGGAUGAAAGGGCUUUUGCGGGCACCAUCAGCGGCCCCAUGCUUCUAGACGUGUCCCUAACAGGGAUCACCUCCCUCCCGACUACAGGUAUGGAUUCUCUCCGGGAGCUGAAGGCACGAGAUGCCUGGGCCCUCAAGAAACUGCCGCCCAUUAAAACAUUCAAACACCUCACCAUCGCUAACCUCACCUACCCGAGCCACUGCUGCGGCUUCAAAAACCUCAAAAAGAAACGAGGCUUUUUGGAGUACAUCAUCUGUAACCUGACUGCUUUCUACGACCAGCAUCACAAGCGCUCUGUGGGGCCCCUCCGCAUUCCUUCCCUCCAAGGGGACAGUGUUGUGGAAACAGUCCCAGACCAGGAACCAAACGACGGAGGCCACAGAGAGUCCCAACAAGACUGGAGGAGAGGUGACUUCCAUGGCAGCCUCCAUUACCACGCCUACUUUGGGGGUCAGCCAGAUGAGGAUGUGGGUUUUGGAGAGACCCUCAAGAACCCCCAGGAGGAUACUAGCCAAGACUUUGACAGUCGUUAUGAUUAUGUGGUGUGUGAGGAAGGGGAGGAGGUGGCGUGUGCACCAGUGCCCGAUGAGUUCAAUCCUUGUGAGGACAUAAUGGGUUUUGGCUUCCUGCGAGUGUCGGUGUGGUUUGUGAGUCUGCUGGCUAUUCUGGGAAAUGUGGUGGUGCUUCUGGUGCUGCUAACCAGCCACUACAAGCUCUCAGUCUCCCGCUUCCUCAUGUGUCACCUGGCCUUUGCAGAUCUUUGCAUGGGGAUUUAUCUGCUGCUUAUCGCCUCUGUAGACCUCCACACACGAGCAGAGUAUUUCAACCACGCCAUAGACUGGCAGACGGGCCCCGGCUGUGGACUUGCAGGGUUUUUUACGGUCUUCGCGAGUGAGCUGUCUGUUUACACCUUGACAGUGAUCACUCUGGAGAGGUGGUACGCCAUCACCUUUGCAAUGCGGCUGGAUCGUAAGCUGCAUCUGCACCACGCGGCAGUCGCGAUGCUAGGCGGCUGGAUCUUCUGCCUCCUUCUGGCUCUGCUCCCACUGGUUGGGGUGAGCAGUUACCAGAAGGUCAGCAUCUGUCUCCCAAUGGACACCCAAUCCAGAGUGGCUCAGGUCUACAUCUUGUCAGUUCUGGUCCUCAACAUCCUGGCCUUUUUCGUUAUCUGUGCUUGCUACUUCAAGAUCUACUGCGCAGUGCACAACCCUCACUACCGUUCUGGAUCCAAGGACACCAACAUCGCCAAGCGCAUGGCUGUCCUCAUCUUUACUGACUUCUUGUGUAUGGCACCCAUCUCUUUCUAUGCCAUGUCAGCCGUGCUGGACCGGCCCCUCAUCACUGUCUCCAACUCCAAGAUUUUAUUGGUGCUAUUCUACCCGCUCAAUUCCUGUGCCAACCCGUUCCUCUACGCCAUCUUCACUAAGGCCUUCAGGGGGGAUGUGUUCAUCCUUCUCAGUAAGGUGGGCCUUUGUCAGCAACGGGCACAACUAUUCAGAGGACAGACGGUCUCAUCAAAGGGCAGCAGCGGGACAUCUCAGGUCCGCAGAGACAAGGAUAAGGUUAGGAAAGGUGGAAGUGGAGGUCAGGAAGAGGUGCCCAUCCACCUGAAGAAGUGCUCCGGACAUACCUACCAGCAGGCAGUCUGCCAGAAGACAAACCCAGAAGAGAGCCAGAGCCUGAACACGUGAGCAAAACACCAGCCUGCAAGACAGGUUCAGGUGUGAGGAGAGGCCUUGAAGUGUUUGUGGACAGAUCUGUUUGGAUAUUUAACAGAAAGCUCUGUAUUCUGUAUCUGCUUCACUUUUCAGGCCAAGUUCAGCUGUUUUCGCAAUUUGGGCUGUGAUGAUUUUAUGGUUCGAGUUGUUGGAGAAUAUCAAGUGUCACUGAAAUAUGAGCCAGACUUCAUCUCACUUAUAGUCUUUUGUAUUUGAAGGGAUUGACUAGGAUAGAGAAGAGAUUAUUAAACUCAAACAUUCAUAUAUUAACAUAUUUUUUCCAUUAUCUUUAAUUAUAUAUUGAGUUUAAUUAAUUAUUAAUUAUCUCUGCACAGUCUGGCGUUGAUAUACAGUUAUAUAUAACAGAUUUUCUUCAAGUACUUCAUUUCCCUGUGUUAUGUAAACUUUUCUGAGGAGCUCUAUUUAUACUUGGUUAGCAUGGAUUCACACAGGAUCAGGUGCUACGGGAAAAACUGAGGUCUUUUCAUUCAUUUCAGUGGGGGUCGUGCAUUUCUGCACCAGCAGUCCGCCACGCAGGGGUUACCGCAAAAACCGCACCGCCGUGUGGGAGAGAAGUUGAUCCAAAUCCAACUUUGGGGAAAACGGAGCUUCACAUCAAGCUCUGCAAGCCAAUCAGACACUCAGAUCAGUCAAACCUCCACAGACAGCCUGAAAUGUC